AUGCCCAAAGUCAGACGAUCAUCUUCCUUGUCUCUUGGUCGAUCUAGGGCAUCUCCUUAUCCUUGCACCUCUGAGGAUGCUGAGCAUUACAAGUUGAAUAGUCCGUUGGAAAGCACAGAGAAUGCUAAAGAAUGGGAAGAUACUAGGUGCCCCAUCUGCAUGGAACACCCACAUAAUGCUGUUCUUAUAAAAUGUUCCUCUCAUGAGAAGGGCUGCAGGCCGUUCAUGUGCAAUACAAGCUACCGGCACUCAAAUUGUCUUGACCAGUUUUGUAAGUCUUCUGUUCCCGACACCACACCAAUGACAUUGCAAGAACUUCCUCUGGCGCACACAGCCGCUCACAGUUCUAGGGAAGAAGAAUCGCUGUCUGGGCAAACCAGCCCUUGUGGGAGUCAGUUGCAACUACAUCCAGCUUGCCCUUUUUGUCGGGGAAAGAUCUAUGGGUACAUUGUUGUACGGGCUGCUCGUCACUUCAUGAACUGCAAAGCGAGGAGCUGCUCUUCUGAGACAUGUGACUUUACUGGUACUUAUUCAGAGCUGAGGAAGCAUGCGAGGUCUGAACACCCUUAUGUCCGGCCGGCAGAGGUGGAUCCAAAUCGACAUCGUGAUUGGAUGAGAUUGGAGCGUCAAAGGGACUGGGAAGACGUACUUAGCAUAGUCCGAGUAGGAUCUGAAGAUGAUAUUAUUCCGGAUUCAUCAACUGAUAGUGGCUGGAUGACUUCCCUUUUGAAUGCUAUGUUUCACUCGUUUGAGAUCAUGAUUGUUUCCCAUUUGAUGGAGAGUUCAAGUGACAUAGAACAAACACAUAGUAGAAGAUCAGGGAGAACGACUAGGGUUCACCAAGACAAUAACACAGUCUCUCCCACGAGAAGGAACAACACUGUAUCAGAGAGCAGAUCCCAUCGCAGUGGUCUACUUUAUCGAGCAACAAGUAAUAAUGUUGAGACAAGUCGUGCCCCCAGACGGAGCAACAAUGUCUUGUCAGGGGAGAUUGGCCAUGCCCCCCCUAGACGGAGCAACAAUUUCAUGUCAGGGGAGAUUGGCCAUGCCCCCCCUAGACGGAGCAACAAUUUAGUGUUAGGGGAGGCUGGCCAUGCCCCCUCUAGAAGGAGCAACAAUUCAUUGUCAGGGGAGACUGCCCAUGCCCCCCCUAGACGCAGCAACAACUCAUUGGUGGAGGCUAGUGCCCCUAGAAGGGGUAACUCUUUCUCUGUGGUGGGUACUAACCAUGUUCUUAGAAGGGGUAACAACACUGUAUUGGGCAACAACUCCGUGCCAGAGGAGAGUAGGCGUAGACGGGGAAGCUAUUCUGUAUCCGAGGAGAGUAAUCAUGUCCACGGAUGGGGCAACAACUCCUUAUCAGAAGAAGGUUGGCAACCUCCUAGAUGGGGCAAUACUUCUGUACAAGAAAGCACACCCCGUCCUGGGAGACUGAGAUUUAGACAUCAAACAUGGCCAACAAACAAUAACAGAAGGUGACUGCAGCUCAUUGUUUCUGAGGUCAAUUUGCUCGCACAGAAGAUAUGUCAUGUUUCAAUCUUCAAACAAGUCUGCAGUCUGCAGUCUGCGCUUUUCAAAUAAUGCCUGCCCAGGCUACUGAUCAUUUCCAUUGACCAGAAAGUUGAAGAUGAAUUGAAUGACAAAAAACCAAAUCGUGGACAAUAUUUAACGGCUUUAGGCUCUGGGGACUCUGUCCUGUCUUUCUUGGUGAAUAAUAGAAUGUUUAGCAUAGAUAUCUCAUUUUUCUUUGGCAAGCGAUUGUUAAUAUCUAGUUCAGUACUCAUGAACUCAGAGCCUUUGAUUUUUAGUUUUUGUUUCUUUUAAGGU
This is a messenger RNA of Fragaria vesca subsp. vesca, 1827 nucleotides long. RefSeq lists its product as uncharacterized. The transcript has 2 exons. Lineage: Eukaryota; Viridiplantae; Streptophyta; Magnoliopsida; Rosales; Rosaceae. Bases 1 to 1479 code for a protein of 492 amino acids. The record is from RefSeq and is a predicted model, not a curated record.